Molecule: messenger RNA, 4153 nt
Organism: Panicum virgatum (switchgrass)
Lineage: Eukaryota; Viridiplantae; Streptophyta; Magnoliopsida; Poales; Poaceae
Exons: 9
Coding region: 158-3781 (1207 amino acids)
Biological process (GO): transmembrane transport
Cellular component (GO): membrane
Molecular function (GO): transmembrane transporter activity
Source: RefSeq, a predicted model, not a curated record
GGCAAUUAAUAAUUAGCUGGGGCUCAAAACGUGCGCCUGGUCUCCCCUUCCCUUCUUCUCGGCUUCUUGCUUGGACCCAGACCCAGCCGGAGCUGGAGUAGCAACCUCCACUUCUUGCGGCGGCGGAGGAGAGGAGGAGCUCUGAGGCGCCGCCGCCAUGGACGCCGAGAGAGGAGAUGCCCAGUCUCCCCUGCUGCUGCAGCCCCAGCCUCCGAACCAGACGCAGGUUUCCCCAGCGAAUCAGCACUAUAACAAGCCCUUCAGCUGGAAGGCUCCUGCCAUUGUUUUGGCCUUCGAAUUCUUGGAGAGCAUUGCUUACUCUGGCAUAGCGCUCAACUUGGUCGUCUAUCUUGGAACCGUCCUCCAUGGAACCACUGCCUCCAGUGCAGCAAACGUAGAUGCGUGGAAUGGCGCCACGUUCCUUACACCGGUCCUUGGAGCCUUUCUUGCUGAUACAUAUUGGGGAAAGUACAAGACCGUAGCAAUCUCUAUAAUAUUCUACGUUGGUGGGUUGCUUGUAAUCACCGCCUCUGCUGUCAUUCCAUCCCUACGGCCUGCCUCUUGUGAAGGAGGUUCUUGCCCACCUGCAACGGGGUUUCAGUAUUUUGUGCUCUUUGCCUCAUUGUACCUCAUCUCGAUCGGUACGGGGGGCGUCAAGUCAGCUCUACUUCCCUUUGGAGCAGACCAAUAUGAUGAUUCCAACCUUGAAGAGAGUAAAAACAAGCAAUUGUUCUUCAGUUGGUUUUUCAUUGCUGUCAACCUCGGAGUGUUUAUCUCGGGCACUGUCCUUGUCUGGAUACAGCAAAAUGUCGCUUGGUCCCUUGGAUUUGGCAUCUCCUUGAUCUGCCUUCUCAUUGCAACAGUCGCCUUUUUCAUUGGAACACCAGCCUACAGGGUUCAGCUUCCAACUGGGAGCCCGCUGAAGAGCAUUGUAAUGGUAUUUGUUGCCUCCUUUAAGAAGAGAAGAGUGGCAGUUCCUGCUGAUAGCACGCUGUUGUUUGAAGGGGAUGAUGCUGAAUCGAGCAACAUGGUACCAAACAAAUUAGAACACACCAAUGAAUUCAGGUGCUUAGACAAGGCUGCUGUGGUUUUAGAGGAUCAAGAGAUUAAGGGCAGCCGCCGUCCAUGGAUGCUAUGCACAGUAACUCAGGUGGAGGAAGUGAAGAUCCUGAUCCGGAUGCUCCCGAUAUGGUUCACCUGCGUCUUCUACUCGGCCGCGAUGUGCCAGACCGCCACAACGUUCGUCCAGCAGGGGAAUGCGAUGAACACCAAGAUCGGGUCCUUCUCGGUGCCGGCCGCCUCCCUGAACUCCGCGGAGGUCAUCUUCAUGAUGGUCUGGGUGGUGUUCCAGGACAGCGUGGUCAUCCCGGUCGCGAGGCGGUACACGGGCAACCCCACGGGCCUGACGCUGCUGCAGCGGAUGGGCGUGGGGCGGCUCCUGGCAGUCCCGGCCAUGGCAGCGGCGGCGCUGGUGGAGACGUGGCGGCUGCGCCGCGUGCGGGCCGGCGGGAACCUGAGCAUCGGGUGGCAGCUCCCCCAGUUCGUGAUCCUGGCCUGCUCCGACGUGUUCUGCGGCAUCGCGCAGCUGGAGUUCUUCUACGCGGAGGCGCCGACGUCGAUGCGCAGCCUGUGCUCGGCGUUCCAGUUCCUGGCCAUGUCGCUGGCGUACUACGUGAACACGCUGGUGGUGUCAGUGGUGGCAGCGGCGACGACGGCGGGCGGGCGGCCCGGGUGGCUCCCCGUGCACCUGAACGACGGCCACCUCGACUACUACUUCUGGCUGUGGACGGGCAUCAGCGCGGUGAACUACGCCGUGUACACGGCGUUCGCCAGGCGCUACACGCUCAAGAAGGUGGUCCGUCAGUACGUUUGGUUUUCACAAGAGUAUUUAAAUGGGGAAGAAAAGAGUCGGGGUGGUCGUCCCUCUCCUCCUCCUGCUAGCCAGCCUGCGUCUCGAGGUCGUUCUGGGAAGGGGACCCGAGUGAGGUCACUCUCUCCUACGGUGUUUCACCGCAGCGGCAUGGCGCCCACUCCCGGCGGCGGCUCCAAUGGUCACCACCACCAGCGCCGGCAACAGGUUUCCUCCAUGGAGUCCGGCGGCGACGCGCCGGCAGCGGCGAGGAGGAGCUUCAACUGGAAGGCACCGGCGAUCGUCCUAGUGUUCGAGCUGCUGGAGAGCAUCGCCUUCUCCGGCGUGGCGCUGAACCUGGUGGUGUACCUGGCCACGGUGCUGCACGGGAGCACCGCCUUCAACGCCGCCCACGUCGACACCUGGAACGGCACCACCUUCAUCGUCCCCGUCAUCGGCGCCUUCCUCGCCGACAGCUACUGGGGCAAGUACCGGACCAUCCUCGCCGCCAUCGCCUUCUACCUCGUGGGCCUGGUGCUGCUCACCGUGUCCGCGGCGGUGCCGUCGCUGCGGCCCGGGGCGGCGUGCCAGAUGGGGACGGCGUGCGCGCCGGCGACCAAGACACAGUUCUCCGUCUUCUUCGCGGCGCUCUACCUGACCUCCAUCGGCACGGGCGGGGUCAAGGCGGCGCUGCUCCCCUUCGGCGCCGAGCAGUACGACGACGACGCCGAGCGGCCGGAGCGGAAGCAGGCCUUCUUCAGCUGGUUCUUCGCCGCCAUCAACCUCGGCAUCUUCAUCGCCGGCACGCUCAUCUCCUGGCUGGAGCAGAACGUGGCGUGGGCGCUCGGGUUCGGGAUCGGGACGGCCUGCCUGCUCGUCGCCGCGCUCGCCUUCGUGGCCGGCACGCCCUGGUACCGGGUGCAGAUGCCCGCGGGGAGCCCGCUCAGGGACAUCAUCCGGGUGCUCGUCGCCGCCUUCAGGAAGCGCGGGGCGAGGCUGGAACGGGAGGACGGCGCCCCGGCGGCGCUGCACGAAGACGCCAAGGACGACGAGCAGCGGCUGGCGCGCACCAAGGGCCUGCGGUGGCUGGACAAGGCCGCCGUGCUCGCCGCCAAGGGGGAGGACGCGGCGGCGGAGGGCGCGUGGUCGCUGUGCACGGUGAGCGAGGUGGAGGGCGUGAAGAUCCUGGUCCGGAUGCUGCCCAUCUGGGCGACGUGCGUGCUGUACGCGGCGUCGCUGGGGCAGAUGACCACCACCUUCAUCCAGCAGGGGAUGGCCAUGGACGCGCGGCUCGGGGGCCGGUUCAAGGUGCCCGCGGCGUCGCUGGUGUCCGUGGAGGUGGUGUUCAUGCUGCUGUGGGUGGCGCUGCACGACGCCGCCGUGAUCCCGCUGGCGCGGCGGGCGACGGGCCGCCCCGGCGGUCUGACGCAGCUGCAGCGCAUGGGCGUGGGGCGGCUCCUGGUGGCGCUGGCCCUGGGCACCGCCGCGCUGGUCGAGCGGCGGCGGCUCCGCGGCGUGGCCGCCGGCGGCGGCGGGGCGGCGGCGAUGAGCAUCGCGUGGCAGGUGCCGCAGUUCGUGCUGGUGGCGGGCUCCGACGUGUUCUGCGGCAUCGCGCAGCUGGAGUUCUUCUACGGGGAGGCGCCGCCGGCGAUGCGCAGCAUCUGCUCCGCCUUCUCGUUCCUGGCGCUGUCGCUGGGCUUCUACGUCAACUCGCUGGUGGUGACGCUGGUGGCCGCCGCGACGGGGCGCCCCGGCUGGCUGGCGCCGGACCUCAACGCCGGCCACCUCGACUACUACUUCUGGCUCUGGGCCGUCAUCAGCGUCGCCAACCUGCUGCUCUACAUGCUGCUCGCCGCCCGCUACACGCCCAAGCAGGUCGCCGUCGAGACGGCGCCUCGCCCCACCACCACCGGCAGCACCGGCGACGAGUGAUUAAUUGGGUUGGGCACAUCGACCCAGCACGGCGAGUCCAGCAGGGAAGCAGCAGCUCGAUCCGGGUGCUUGCUAAUACAGACAACCGAGACAGUCAGAGUCAGAUGGAAAGCAUAGGCAGCGAGUGAUUGUUCUGAGUAGGAUACACCACCACACAAAACCACAGUCUACAGUACAGUAGUAACAUUAUUGAUGUUCAUGUCCCCAGUUAACCGUUCUGUGAGGUCUAAUUGUGAGUUUUCGAGCACUGUUAGCAGCUAGCACCAUCAUCAUUUGUACAAGUGAUUCAGACAGUUUAGUGUAGUGAUUUGUGCGUGUAAGUACGGCAAGACACGAAAGAUCCAUCAUAAAGCAGCAAACACACUAGUGUCC